AUGCCUGCACCAUCUACAUCCAACAAGAAUGCAUUGGAGCUAGCUGCUGCCAACUUACAAAAGGCCACUAUGAUUGGAACAUUCACAGUUUUAUUGGAGCAGACUCAGAACCAUCCUGACCAACAAGCACUUGAUCAGUCCUGGGUUGAUACACUUGUUGAGCGUACAGAAAACAAUGCAUACAAUCAGACAUUAGAAGCUCUUUUGGAGGAGCAGGGUGUCAACUCUGCUCCCAAGCUUCCCCAAGAGCUGAGUGUACUAGUCUUUGCUGGGCAACACCGCCUUGCAAUGCUCUCUCAGCUUGACCUUGGAGGACAGGAGAACAUGUGGUGGCAUGCUCAUGUUUACAAGCAGGAAUUAGAAAGGGACCACCCAGCCAAAUUUCUGACUAUGAUGCAUGAAUCAAACAGCCCCCAGUUGAUGAAAUGCUGCAGUGAUCUUGAGCUGUUCUGUGCAGUCCGGAAGCUGAAGAAGCUUCUGAAGAGCAGUGCCUUCUCAGCAGGGUCAUGGAUGAGAUUGACAACUGGUUGCCUGUACAUGGUAGCUUCAGGCCUUGUUCAAGAGAUGUUAGCCCAAGUGGACCUUCUAACAAAGGGGAUGAGCAAUGUUCCCAAGGAUGCUAUGAACUUUCCACCUUGGUCUUGCCAACUAUCCAUAAUCCAAGCAACCAAGGCUGGUAAGAGGAAGUUGGCCCAUGCAUGGGAUGCAUUACCAGGUGGACAAAAACAGGCUCUACAAAGAGCAAGUACCCGUCCAACCAGCUUUGUCAGCCACCUGAACCCCUGGAAGGAAGACCCAUGGACAUUCCCAGAUAUGGUGCUUUUACCAUCCUGUCUUGGAUCCAAGAUAAUUGAGGAAGAGCUAAGGCUGACACAGAUUGUCAACAUGAUCACAACAGAAGAGCAGUUCAGUCAGCAUACAAAAACUUCAGAAACCAUGGAGAGUCCAGUUGAUCACCCAGCAGGAGUGAUAGCACAUUUCCUCAUGGAGAAGCAUGGGAAUGAGGCCAAUGCCCAAGGUUAUGAGUACAAGCAGUCAAGGUCAAGUCAAAGGCCCAAGCAUCCAGUGGACGCAAGCUUUGACAACCACCCUUUGAAGCAGCAAUGGCUCUCAACUAAUAGGAGUCCAAGUACAGAUGGGCCAGCUAUUGCUACAGAAGCAACCCAGGAGAGUAGUGCUACAGCCAAUGAUCAUGAAGCUAUGGACAUAGAUAGCCCUCAUGAUGGUAGAACAGGAAGCACCAAUGGUGAGGAUGAGGAGGGCAGUGAGCAAACAAAUGGGGGGGUUGGGGCUCAGGGUGGGAAUAAGGGUGAGGGUGAGGGCAAGGAUGGUAGGGAGGAUGUGAAUGAAGGUGAUCACCUUGAUGACAAGGACAAUGAUGAUGAUGAUGAUGAUGAUGAUGAUGAUGAUGAUGACAACAACAACAACAUUGCACCAGUUGAGCUACAAAGGGGUGGGGAUAGACGACUGGGUCAAGCCCUUGCCCAAAUUACAUCAACUGCAGAGGUGAUGACAAGGGAAGAAAGCAGAGCAAUGACUGAGCUGCUGGGUCAAAUCAUGGCUAGUCAUAGGGAUGGGGAUAUGGUGCACCUUGUCAAUGCAUUGGUGGCAAAAGGGAAGCAUGUACUGCUGAAGCAGAGAAAGCAGCAAGAGCACAACUUUGAAUCACCUGAUGAGGAUGAGGAAAGGGAUGCGCAAGAUGAAGCGUCAAGCCCAUUGGGCAACUCAGAUGUUGAGGGAGCUGGGGAAGUUGAGGAUUAUGGCCCCCAAGGAGAAGAGGAAUUGGAGUAA
This is a messenger RNA of Rhizoctonia solani, 1791 nucleotides long. RefSeq lists its product as uncharacterized. The record is from RefSeq and is a predicted model, not a curated record. Lineage: Eukaryota; Fungi; Basidiomycota; Agaricomycetes; Cantharellales; Ceratobasidiaceae. The coding region runs from base 1 to 1791 and encodes 596 amino acids. The transcript is spliced from 11 exons.